Anthostomella pinea is the source of this 3150-nucleotide messenger RNA. The record is from the annotation of a GenBank genome assembly. Lineage: Eukaryota; Fungi; Ascomycota; Sordariomycetes; Xylariales; Xylariaceae.
AUGGAGGCCCUCGCAGCAAUCUCGCUGACCAGCAAUAUCUUCCAGUUCGUCGGGAUUGGAUUCAAGCUCCUAGCAGCCUCAAGGGAGUUUUACGGAACCGGCAAAGAGAUAGGUCAAUCGAACCGGGACCUAGGCCUCGUCACGCAGGAGAUGAAACGCCUGAGCUUGAAGCUAGCCAAGGACGCUUCCUCAAAGCAAUGCCUGGAAGAUUACAGCAGUCUAAUCAGACUUGCAACCGAGUGUGCGAGAUCGUCCGAUGAUCUACUGGCGCUUCUAUCAAAACUCGAGAAUCAAAAGCCCAACAGCCGGAGACACGCAUGGAGAACCGCUAUACGGAACAUGAGGAAGCAGGACGAGAGGACACAGCUUGAGAAAGACCUUGAUAACUAUCGCAAACAAAUCGACAUCGAGUUUGCCAGUCUAACCAGAUCUGAGACUCUACAUAAACUCGACAGUAUAGUAUCUUCAACGGAGUCAACUAAGGAGGAGAUUUCGCGCAUAAAAGAAAACACUGCUCUUAUCCGUCAAGCCCUGCAAUCGGCUUAUAUCAGUGAUGGAGCGCUCGAUGGCCUUCAACGUCUUCUACAGAUUUCUGAAAAGCCCCACCAGAAGUCAAUAUUGGCGGCAUUAUGGGUUAAGGGGAUGCAAGAUCGCUUUUAUGACGUCGCGAAGGCCCACGCAGACACGUUCGAAUGGAUUCUCGAACUCCCGCAGAAGCCGCAGGCAUAUGAUUUUGACGGCCGCGGCGGCCUACCGAGUCAAUCCAGCCUUCCGACCGACAUCUUCAGACAAAAAGCCAAUACAAGCUUCGUCGACUGGCUACGGCAUGGUCGUGGUAUCUACCACAUAUCGGGCAAACCAGGGGCUGGGAAAUCGACGCUCAUGAAGUUCUUGAGCCGAGAUCCGAGGACCAUGCAGUACCUCCAGACCUGGUCCGGCGGAAAGACGCUUGUUUUCGCCAAGUCCUUCUUCUGGAGACUCGGUCGCAAUGCGCAAAAGAGUCUGAGUGGGUUGAUCCGGUCUCUCCUCUAUCAAGUUCUUUCGGGCUCGCCAGAACUCUUACCAGUUGCAUUCCCUCGUCGAUGGUCUGAAACAGACUCACCCGCGUUAUCUGAUGUUGGCUUGGACCGAGGCGACGUGGAGGAAGCCUUUGAUCUUUUGAUGCGGAGCGAUCCUACUUUCCAAAGUCACAAGUUCGCGUUCUUCAUCGAUGGCCUGGAUGAGUAUGAGGGGCGCCACAUCGACAUAGUCCGCCAAUUCUUUGAUUGGUGCUCUCUUCACCCGGAGAAUGUCAAGAUUUGCGUAUCAAGCCGUGAAUGGAACGAAUUCAUGGUUGGCUUUGAGAAAUGCCCCAAGCUCCGGAUUCACGAAUGCACCGAGAAAGACAUCACACAAUUCGUCACCGACAAGCUAGAUGCGCAGUGUCAAUACCUCACGCUCGUCAGCAACGAUGAACUCGAGUCGCUUGCCAAGGAGAUCGUCCGCAAGGCUGAGGGAGCCUUUAUCUGGGUACGACUGGUCUUGACAGCUGUAGAAGACGGUGUACUUAACGGUGAUGAUGCAUCUGACCUGCAAGCGAAGGUUGCGUCGUUUCCAAAUGAGCUAGAGGGCCUAUAUCAGUACUUAUUUGAUUCAAUACGCGGCACCGACCGCCCAAAGGCUUUCGAGAUGCUGAGACUGGCUCACCACAUUAGACGAGAUCAAGGACUCCCGUUGCUUCGAUAUUGGUUUCUGAACGAAGCCAAUGCCAACCCAAGCUUUGCCCUCGCUAUGCCGAUUGCACAGGAGCCUGCAGACGUAUCGAGACAUCUCAAUAUUACUCGAAGGCAAAUUUACGGACGCUGCAAAGGCUUUUUGGAAGUUUAUCCUCCAAGGGCUUGGCAAACAGCUGAGGAUGGAGAAGUCAAGUAUAUGCACAGCACAGUUCACGAGUUUCUGCAAAAAGACCACAUCAGGAAAAUCAUCGACGAUACAGUCGGACACGUCGACUUCCUCGAGAGAACAUGUCAGACCUUCCUGGCCACUAUCAAGUUUGGCGCGCCCGACGCAUAUUAUACGACAGAGCCGGACGACCCAGAUUCGAUAUUCAAUUCUGAACUGAGUAGCAUCAUGGACUCCGCUGCGCGAUCAAAACUGCCAGUGCAGCGUUGGUUUAUAGAUUUUCUCAACAAACUCGACGUAGCUGCUGCUGCUGCGCUGAGCAAGCUCAAGCUCACAGCGAAAUAUACCAUCAUCUGGGCAAAACAUCCGGUAUCCGACUAUUCCUAUCAAUACUUGCGCCGUGAAGCCACUCAGCCGGGGCAAGUCAUAGAGACAUUUGCUAUUGGAAGCUUACUGCAUGAGUAUCUAGCAGUGAAGGAUCCGGAAUAUCUGCUGUCUUUAGCAAGACCUGCCAGUGAGGCAAGCUAUCACUCAGUUGAUCUUGUGACAUUGCUUCUGGGGGCACUUGGCUAUAUCGAACCACUCAGCUAUGAAGACUUGCACAGGACCCUCCUGGACUAUGAUCGGUUAUACUUCACGUGCAAGUUGGCCUUCGAGUGUGGAGUCACUCCCAACUGCAUCUCUCAAACCUGGGAAGGAUUCUCCAUGUUUGAGUGCUUCAUGCACUUCUUCCUCUUCUCCCCCUACAGUCUUGUAUACGGUGGGACUGAAGCAAAAUCGGUAGCGCCUUUGCGGCUCAUCUACCUGUGCCUCAGACAUGGCGCAAGAUCAACAUUCCAACUCGAAUUUGGCCCCACGUACCGGCAAGGUAGAACCAACUCUACCAUCGUUCAAGUAGAUACAAACUUGGCCCGGUCAUCAUAUGCUCGCAAGGGCCGACGCCUUGUACCCCAGGUAACGCAUAUUCCGACCACACUGCCACUCGUGGCUCUCGCAAAAGAGCGAAACUGGAUCGUUAACCUCGGUGAUCUUCUUGCCUUUUGGUUUCCUGGAGACGGCGACGAGUUACGUUCUAUGCUUGAUAACAACAACGGUUCUGGGGAUUCCUCGGCCAUAGCUCCGCGACCUGGUCCACAACUACUCCAGCGCCAAGAUGAGAGUUCUAGAGACUGGGCUGCGGUUGAGUUAGGCGAACAGGCGAUUCCGAGCUCCCCAAGGUAUAACAACAUUCCAGAAGGCUACGAGCUUGUGGAGCAAUCAGCUUUAUAA